Mangifera indica (mango) is the source of this 1000-nucleotide messenger RNA. Its product is annotated as ubiquitin-conjugating enzyme E2 20-like. NCBI's taxonomy places the organism in Eukaryota, Viridiplantae, Streptophyta, Magnoliopsida, Sapindales, Anacardiaceae. The coding region runs from base 239 to 784 and encodes 181 amino acids. The record is from RefSeq and is a predicted model, not a curated record. The transcript has 6 exons.
ACAAUUUAAAAGCAAACCCAACAGCCUCCGGUCCCCACUCUCCCCUCUCUUUCUGUAACGCUCCCUUCAGAAGAAUAAGAGAAGUAAAAACCCCACUUCAGGCUCUUCUUCUCCUUGUUUUUUCGCUUUCUUAAAGCAAAAUUUAAACCUUUCUCCUGUUUUUCUCCUUCUGGGUUAUAUAGAUUUUGUUGUUUCAUAAAGAAUUAAUCAAAUUAAAGAGGAAGAAAGAAGCGAAGUUAUGCCUACUGUUAACGGGCACCAAAGCAACACUCCGGCUGCCGCUCCCGCCACUGCCACCGCUACUGAGCAAUCUGUUAACCCAGUCAAGACCGUUGACAAUCCAUCUGUGCUAAAAAGGUUGCAGACGGAACUGAUGGCCUUAAUGAUGAGUGGAGAUUCAGGGAUAUCUGCAUUCCCUGAGGAGGACAACAUAUUCUCCUGGAAAGGUACAAUCCAUGGAAGCAAAGACACGGUUUUUGAAGGAACAGAGUACAAGCUAUCCCUUUCUUUCCCUUUUGACUAUCCAUUCAAGCCUCCAAAGGUGAAGUUCGAAACCAUUUGCUUUCAUCCCAAUGUUGAUCUCUUUGGCAAUAUUUGCCUGGACAUUCUUCAGGAUAAAUGGUCUUCAGCUUAUGAUGUGAGAACAAUUCUGAUAUCAAUCCAGAGCUUGCUUGGAGAACCAAACAUCAGUUCCCCUCUAAACAGUCAAGCAGCACAGCUAUGGAGCAAUCAAGCAGAAUAUAGGAAGAUGGUUGAGAAAUUUUACAAGCCUCCAAGUGCAUGAUUUGUGAAGAGAUGGUCAAUAGUGGGAAGUGAAGUCUGAUUGAUAUAAAAGAAACUCCCUUCUGUUUUCUUGAAGUAGGGAGAGAAUCAAGAUUCAAAAAUGUGUGUUUGUUGAGUGUGGAUUUGUUGUUAUUCUUUGAGAAGUGUUGCUUGUGUCUCUCUUUACACAUUAAAGGGACCUUUAUCAAUGAAUACAUUUUUUGUUUUUUAGUGGAAA